UAAAUAUUAAACAUCAAGAAAUACAAGUAAAUAAAUUUACUCAUAAUAAUCAUCAAUCGUCUUGAUGAAGCAGUAAAUUACAAUUCUGUGGGAAAAAUGCUACACUCUGUAUCACUAAGUUACAUAUCAACUUUAUAAAUCUCUUUUGACAAACUCGAUUGUUUGAAUGUCAAAUUUGAUUUUUUUUCUUCACCAUUCUCAUAGAGGAAGAACUCAAUACUCCUGCAAUGGAUGACCACAAAACUCCUAUAGAAGAAGAAUUUAAAACUUUUAUAAUUGAAGAUCAUAAAACUCUUCAAAAAGUAUUAAUAUUUAUUUAUUAAAACUAAUUAAUGAAAAAAAAAAGGGAUGAUCACUGAUCUAAAAAUGACCGGUAGUAGGCUAAAAUAUGAAAUUUUGAUAAAAAAAUAAGAAAGAAGAAAAAAAAAAAAGAAAGGCGGCUAGGGUUCAAAGAAAUUAUUAAUACGAGUAGGAAACAAUCUAAAUUUUCAUGUGAUAAAAAAUAUUCAUCAACCAAACCAAAUUUGAAUUUUCAAUCCAAGAAAACAAAAACAAUGUAAUUAAAAAAAAUUAUGAAGUGGUGAAUACAUUGUUGGUGCACCCACCAAAGCAAAUUGGUUAUAGAAAACAAAGAUUGGAAAGAAAGUGAGAAUCUCCUUUGACUCAAAAUCACUUUUGCAUUAUUAUUAUUAUUCAUUGUGUCGUAUUGUAUUGUAUAGGAAACAUCAUUUCUCACGUGUGUGUAUAUAAAAUCAUUAUUAUUUAAUAUUUAGUAGAUAAUAGUAUUGAAGAAGACUGAUCGGCUAGCUCUUCUUCAACAUACAACUAAUAUGGGUAAAUUCAAAAGGGUAUGUGUUUUUUGUGGAAGGAAUUUAGGUAAUAAAAGGAUCUUCAGUGAUGCUGCUCUUGAUCUUGGAAGACAACUGGUGGAGAGAAAGAUGGAUUUAGUUUAUGGAGGAGGAAGUUUUGGGUUGAUGGGUUUAGUUUCUCAGACAGUUUUUAAUGGUGGAUGUCAUGUUCUAGGAGUUGUACCAACAGCUCUCAUCCCACUAGAGAUUUCAGGUCAUACAGUUGGAGAAAUGUUGACUGUAUCUGAUAUACAUGAAAGGAAAGCCGAGAUGGCCAGGCGAGCUGAUGCUUUUAUUGCUCUGCCUGGAGGAUAUGGAACCUUGGAGGAGUUGCUUGAGAUCAUAACCUGGUCUCAGCUUGGAAUCCAUGAUAAACCAGUGGGUCUCUUAAAUAUUGAUGGGUAUUAUGAUGCCUUGCUUGGAUUGUUUGACAAGGGUGUGGAAGAAGGAUUCAUCAAGCCUUGUGCUAGGAACAUUGUCAUUUCUGCAAAAAAUGCUGAAGAGUUGAUCCAAAAGAUGGAGGUACUAAUACAAUUCAGUUCUCAGAUGGUAUAUCAAGAUCAUGUCAAUCUUCUGAUAUCAAUGAAUCCUCUCCUGAAUGUGUUCCUUGCAGGAUUAUAUACCCCUGCAUGACCAAGUGGCAUCAAGUCAAAGCUGGAUAAUUGAUGAAAGAAAUCCAAAUUUGUAGCUAUUUGCUCACUUGUAAUUCUCAUAAUUGAUUCUUUUCAAGUCUAAAAAGGAGGGAAACUGCAAUAUAAAAGAAAAUGAUGUAUUCAACAGGGUUAAUGCUACUUAUGGAAGUAAACUCUAUUGUGAUUGUGAGCCACAUUCCAAAUUUCAUAUUUUAGAUACAUGAUAUUUUGGUGUC
This is a messenger RNA of Ricinus communis (castor bean), 1716 nucleotides long. Its product is annotated as cytokinin riboside 5'-monophosphate phosphoribohydrolase LOG1-like. Gene Ontology annotation, biological process: cytokinin biosynthetic process. Gene Ontology annotation, cellular component: cytosol; nucleus. Lineage: Eukaryota; Viridiplantae; Streptophyta; Magnoliopsida; Malpighiales; Euphorbiaceae. The transcript has 6 exons. Gene Ontology annotation, molecular function: hydrolase activity, hydrolyzing N-glycosyl compounds. The record is from RefSeq and is a predicted model, not a curated record. The coding region runs from base 831 to 1481 and encodes 216 amino acids.